AGCAUUCCCAAAUUGACGAUUCUGACAAGACAGAGACUCGAAUAGAAAAAGAUAUUUGAAUUUUUGUGAUUUUCAACCUGAAUAUUAAGAGAGAGUAGAAGUGGCUUUGAAAGAGGCCUUUUACCAUAUAGUUACUAGUCUGUUAGAAGCUCAAGAUUGAUCGAACUAAAAUAAAUAAAUAAUGAACAUGUCUUUUCCUAGAGCCAAACGUUUUGAAACUAGAGUAUCAGAUAUCAAUGUAUCUCCAGCCGACUAUGAUCUGCGAGUUGAUCCCGAUAACACUGUUCGUUUCGGAACUUGUCCCAGAUUUCAUAACACAGUUCCCAAAGAAGGACCCCCAGUGGAAUGUUCUCGCCCGAAUUGUUGCAGUAAACUUGAGAUGACCUGCUCAACGCCCAAUGUUUCUAAUAAACGAAGACAAUCUAACACAGUGAGAUCUGAAUCUGUUCGUUCCUCCAGAUUAUCUUUUCCUUCUGAAAAUGACGAGGUGAGUUCAAGCGAACAUAGGGAAGAUUGCCAAGAAAACAUCAAAAAUGACGAAGUCUUGUUGGACGUUAUUGACAAUCCACCCAAACCUCCAGGCUCACUAAUUAGACAAAAUUCUCUUGAUAAUGAUACCCGAAGUUUAGCUAAUUCAAAAGAGUCAAAUACAAUAGACAAGAAGAGGAAAAUACAAUCCAACGAGGUAAAUAACCGAAAUCAAAUUGAAAUACAAGAGAAUGAAAGUGGUCAAGGUGGAGACGACCAAAUACGGAAAUGUGGUGGGAAAAUGAUCAAAAUCAAAAAAGUCACAACUUUUCUGAUCCCAGAAAAUAAGGUGAUGCUUAUACCCUACAACGAAAUUGCGAAUGUCGUUUCCACUGCCAUGAAUGAUCUACAUGUUGAACUCCAAAAUAAAAGAAGAUCGGUCCUCAAUGAAACUAAUGAAAAAGUAGAGCACUUGAUCUCAGAAAUAUAUACUAUGAAUAUUAGUUUUAAAAAAGACAUCAAACGAUUGACCGAUUCAACUUCUGCAAAUCUCAUAAAACAGAUAACAAACAUUUUGAACGGUACAAAUGGUAGCGUGUCUGGGCCCUCCGCAGAUAUUGAUACUGAGCUGGAAGAAAUUGAACGACUACCGGAGAUUCAAGAUGCCUCUUUCAAUUAUGAAAAUAUCUUCAGAGUGUUGUCUGAACAAUUGCAAAAUAGCAAGGAUGAACUGGAUGCUAUAGGACAACAGAUUGAUGCCACCUUGGAUACUCAAAGAAGGUUGGAUCGUCAAGAAUCUAUUUUGAAUUUCAUUGGCAAUGAAAUAACAAACUGGAAAAAGGACAUUUCCAAAGAUGACUAACUUUUUUUUCAAUGUUCUUAUUGUGAAUGUGAAUUUUUCCAAAUAAUUAGUGACUUUUAAUCAAAUCAUAUUCAUAUAUUUAUUGUAUAUGGAUCAUUUUAUUAAGAUUGAUGUGAGAGUUAGCUAGCAUAAGUAUUUUUAAAUGUAAUCAUUUUAAAUCAAUAAAUGGAGGAGAUUUUG
Molecule: messenger RNA, 1510 nt
Organism: Leptinotarsa decemlineata (Colorado potato beetle)
Lineage: Eukaryota; Metazoa; Arthropoda; Insecta; Coleoptera; Chrysomelidae
Source: RefSeq, a predicted model, not a curated record